Cuscuta europaea is the source of this 1054-nucleotide messenger RNA. The record is from the annotation of a GenBank genome assembly. Lineage: Eukaryota; Viridiplantae; Streptophyta; Magnoliopsida; Solanales; Convolvulaceae.
GGCUCAACUUCCCUUACCCGGUUUUUAACACUGAAUUUUGACUCGAGGCCCCUUGCUUUUACCAGCGACGACCACUUAUCCUCUGAAAGAAAUAAGGCUCUCCCGUGCCGGUCAGCCGGCGCGCAUCGAUGAACUGCUGAUCAGCUAAGAAAGGAUUCUAAAAACAGCAGAUUUCUCGUCAUUCAUCCAAAGCAAUGUUAAAACUAGAAGUUGACGAUGAACAUUCUCUCAUGAUUGAAGAAAGUAUAUCAAUAGAUGCAAGAAGAGAUCGGUUAUCUAGCUGCAUUGUGUGGACACCAAUUCCGGUCUUAUCAUGGUUUGUCCCUCUUAUUGGUCACAUUGGGAUAUGUAGAGAGAAUGGUGUAAUCCUGGAUUUUGCCGGACCUAAUUUUGUCUGUGUAGACAGUUUUGCAUUUGGAGCACCUGCUCGCUAUGUUCAAAUUAGAAAAGAUGAGUGUCAUGUAUCUCGCCACCCUAUUCCAUAUGAAAGGGAAGAAGUCAACGAAAAUGGGAAUGACAUGGCAACGUGGGAUGGGGCGUUGCAUAAGAGCACAACAGAGUACCAGCACCAGUCUUAUAACUUGCUCACUUGCAACUGCCACUCAUUUGUGGCCAAUGCUCUAAACAGGCUGAGUUUCCAAGGCGGGGGUUGGAAUGUGGUUAAUGUUGCCAUUUUUAUCGCGCUCCACGGACAAUGGGUUAAUAAAACCUCCAUCUUGAAAACAUAUUUGCCUUUUCUUAUAGUGUUUGGUUUAGGAUUGACCUUCGGCGGAUGGACAUUUCUGAUUUACUUGGCAAUCUUUAUUGCCAUUCUUAUUGGCUGGUUUCUUGUUGGCUCUUACUGUUUCAAGAAGAUGAUCUGUGUCUAGCAGCAUUGUAUGAUUUGGCAUGCUCAAAUUUAAGCUUAUGACCUGAGUCGUAUCACUUGAAUUAAUCUUAUUUUCCAUGUAAGAACACUAAUUUGUUUUUUUGCCACUAUCAAGUCCCUGAAUACUAAAUUACCUUUUCUGCGCAUUAAUAUUCCAUGUGUGUUCAUGGUGGACUUUUGAUACGC